Molecule: messenger RNA, 1915 nt
Organism: Equus quagga
Lineage: Eukaryota; Metazoa; Chordata; Mammalia; Perissodactyla; Equidae
Product: T-complex protein 11 X-linked protein 2-like
Exons: 10
Coding region: 148-1683 (511 amino acids)
Biological process (GO): regulation of sperm capacitation
Cellular component (GO): sperm flagellum; acrosomal vesicle
Source: RefSeq, a predicted model, not a curated record
CGUCCAUCUCUCGGCCUUGAUUUUCUCUGCUACUUGCCCAACGCUAAACUUCUUUGAUUUCAGGAAAGGCAGCCCCGUUAGUCCCAAGUUAUCUUUGCCCCAAGGCUGUUUGAAGACCCUAGCUGUUCCGUUCCAGAUAACAUCAAGAUGCCCAACAUUGAGGAAACUGUGCUCCAGAGUGAUUCCAGUGAAGCAGAGGGUGAGGUCCAGAAGCCUAAAACACCAGGGCAGAGCCAGGAAAACAAGAGCUUCUGUUCAGAUGGCCACCGUCCUGAGCGCCAACCUGAAGUGCUUUCUGUCACAGAGCUGAUAGAGACAAUUAGCAAAGUUUCCAAGCUUAGCAUUGCUCAUGAAAUCGUGGUAAACAAAGAUUUCUAUUUGGAAGAGAGUGUUUUACCUCCCAACAGUCUGGAAGGCAGGUUCGUGGACACAGUGUACAAAGCUUUUUGGGACCAUCUGAAAGAGCAGCUAUUGAGUACUCCCCCUGACUUCACGUGUGCUCUUAAACUUCUAAAAGAAGUUAAGGAGAUCUUGCUAUCACUGCUAUUACCACGCCAGAACCGCCUAAGAAAUGAGGUGGAAGAAGCUCUGGACAUGGAUCUCCUCAAGCAGGAAGCAGAACAUGGGGCCCUGGAUGUCCCUCAUCUCUCUAACUACAUUCUUAAUUUGAUGGCCCUGCUAUGUGCACCAGCCCGAGAUGAAGCAGUGCGCAAACUAAAGAGCAUAACAGAUCCUGUGCAGUUACUGAGGGGUAUCUUCCAUGUUGUGGGCCUGAUGAAAAUGGACAUGGUAAACUAUACCAUCCGGAGUCUUCGACCUUACCUGAAGGAACAUUCCGUCCAGUAUGAACGAGCUAAAUUCCAGGAGCUCCUCGACAGGCAGCCCAAUCUCCUUGAAUGCACCACAAAAUGGCUAACCAAAGCAGCAGCAGACGUCACUCCACCAUCUUCGAGUUCUCCUGACUCUCCCGGCUCCUCCACUAUGGCCUGUGCACUUCCAAAUUGGGCAGCUGACAACUCGGAGCUCCCCAGUCCCACAAUGGUGCUAUACCAGGGUUACCUGAACCUUCUUCUCUCGGAUUCUGACAAUGAAGAAUUCCCUGAGACUUUGCUGAUGGACAGAAUCCGGCUGCAGGAGAUGGAGUCCCAGUUGCGCCAGUUAACCAUCCUGACCUCAGUCUUGCUAGUGGCCAGAAGUUUCUCUGGUAAUGUUUUAUUCAACUCACCUGAAUUUGUGGAUAAACUGAAAUGCAUAACCAAGGCCCUGACAGAGGAAUUUAACUCCAGGCCUGAAGAGGCUAUGCUGAGUGUGAGUGAACAAGUGUCUCUGGAAAUCCAACAAGGCCUCAAAAGCAUGGGUCUCUCUGCCCUGAGCAGCAAAAACACAGCAUCUCUUACAGGCCAACUCCAGAACAUCGCCAAGAAGGAGAACCGUGUUCGUACCAUCGUUGAUCAGCGGAUCCGUUUGUUUCUCAAAUGCUGUUUGGUCCGUGGCAUGCAGGAAUCUCUGCUAGACUUCCCUGGAGGCCUUAUUCUCAUCAAGGGGGAGUUGGCAGACCUGGGCUGGAAGUUUGUCAAUCUGAUGCGUCACAAUCAGCAGGUAUUUAGCCCCUACUAUGCUGAAAUCCUAAAAAAUAUCAUCCCUCCGGCUCAGGCAGGAGAAACAGAAGUGGAAUGUCUCUGAUAAUGCUGGACCCCAGCUGUGGCAACAAGGACCCAAGAGAGAGGGCUCAGCCUGUUCCUGGGAUGACGUCACCUAUGGCCAGCAGAGCAACCAGUCCUCUUCCUAACUACAGCCAGAACACAUGGCUUCAGCGUUCAAGCAUGUAAACACCAACUGGCCCAAUCCCCUUCGUUAAUAAACUUCUGAGCUGCAAGCAAACCUCAGUUCCUUCUGUGCUGCAACUGAAUCCAGC